GCACUGGGUGUUGUCGAGCCAGCCUCCUGAAGGCAUAGAUCAGGGCUGAUCUAACGCCCAGCCUCUGCAUGGGCUCCUCUCGUCCCUCCGACCUCGAUGCAGCCAUCGCAACGCUCUCGUCGCCAGAGGAGCUGCAAGAGGAUGCCCUCGACAGCAGCCUCAAGGUGGUGGCCAACCAUGCCGAGGACACUGUGGCGAGCGGCCUAGGAGGGUGUGAGGCCCUGGGGAAGAAGCUGCGCAACCAGCAUUUGCUGAGGCGGGUCUAUCACACAUUCCUCGAUGGCGGCAACACGGCCCGCCAGCUGCUGGCGGCAUACGCCCUGUGGUUCCUGUUUCUACCCCAGUGGAAGGCUGGUCGGCCUUGGGACAUUGCCGGCUAUCUCAUCCCCAUCUCUGGAUCGCCGCGGACGUUCAUCAGCAUGCUGGCUCCCGUGCUGACUCAGACCUCCGCUGUCCUGGUGGAAAUGAUCGCAUUCACCCUGCUGGCGGGCGCCAUGGACCUGGGCCGACGAGAGGGCAACGCGGUCGACACACGGGACUAUCUGGUGGAGCACCAUCCAGACAUCCUUGACAAGGCCCAAUCGAGUGUGACCAAGAUAGCAGAGUCACACUGCCCAAGCGAUCGUCCUUGUGGCAGGGCGGCGCUGGCCUUCAUCAGGACGGCAUUCGAUACGGCGCCCGCAGACGGUCCGCCCUUCCCACCCACAGUCAUGCCCAUCGCGUGUUGGGUGGGGGUGUUUCGCGUGUUUGUGGAGUGCCUCACAAGUCGGGAGGCGGAAACGCGAGACAAGAUGUGAGUGGCUUGCAGUAGACGGAGGGAAGCAGGCUUGCCGUGUCACUCAUUCAUUCAUUCAUUGACUGCAUUGCUGUCGUUGUUUCUGCACUUGGUCAUCUGUCUGUCUGUCUGUCUUCAGGCGCGAUGUGCAGGGUGUCAUCACGUUGCUCUGCUCCAACAUGCAAUACGUGACCACAAACGGUACGCAGCCGAUCUACACGAAGGAGUGAAACUGAUCCGCCACUGGCUGGCCGUCGUGUGCCUUCCUUCAGGGUCGGAUGAUGAGCGUGCUGCGUAUCUGGCUGCAAUGCGACAAGACAUAUUCCCGUUCGUCGACACGUGUUGCGGCCUGCUGGCCUCCCCUGACGCAGAGCGGGCCGUGCGCGACGGCGCCGCCCGUUGUGUGGGGGACAUCUUCUUCUUCUGCGACGCGUUUGCACAGCGCAUAGGUCGGCACAUAUAGGACAUGCAAUGGCUGGUGGGCUCUUCGCCCGUGGCCUCUUCGCCCCCCGCCACACGACCACACACACACCUAUAUGUGACUGUGCCAACUUGUCUGUGGGUGGAGGUUCAGGUUUUGACUGGCUGGCAUCUGGUGAUCAGUCGCCUGUGCAGCGACUCAUGAGAGCGCCAGGGGCUUUGAAAGCCUUCGUGACGAUCAUGAAGGACUCCGUCAUUGACCCCACGUGGUGUGACCUAACCGUCCUGCACACACUGGCCGGUAGGUGGUGGUGGGCGGGUCAAUGAAUGCAUGGCGGGCCACACCGAAUCUAUCUGCCGCAUGACUGCCUGCAGGGUGUGGCUACCGUGACGAGCUGUACGGUAGCGGGUGCAUCUCGCUGGUGUCCGAGCUCGCCAGGGCCUCUCUUGCAGGAAACAAGGCGGCCAUCCUCCUCUACAUCAAGCAACUCCCAGUGGUCGUCGGGGGCCCCGCAGAGCUCGUCGACGCUCGCGCAAAGGUCAGGCAAGGAGGGAUGGAGGGAGGGAGCCGUGAAAGAGGGAGACGUGUCAAAUACCAUGUGGGUGUGGUGUGGGCUGUGUCGUGUUUGUGCUGUGGUGUGCAGAUAGCUGUGCGUGAGGGUCUCCCCGUAGCCCUGUGUCAGUUGUGCCAGCAUGUCUUGGUCCUCUCGUCCAAGGACACAAACAAACAGGCAGGACAGCGGGGGCUGGGGUGGGUGGAUGCCUGUACGUAUGUUCAUGACGACGAACGACCCCUGUGUGCUGUGCUGUGUGUGCGUUGUAUUCCAUUAGGAGACUGACUCGGAGUCGGAGAGGGCACUGCGCCACUUCCUUCCAGUAGACAUCAAGCUCCAGUUCGACCUGGCAUGCAUCAACCAGCCCCAGGUGGAUAGCUUCAUAGACUUCGUCGUCGAGACCCUCCGCGCACUCGUCAGGUACGCAUACGCGUACCUGCCUAUCACACCACACCAGUGUCUCCAUCUGACCCUCUGUCCAUCCACGCAGCUAUGACGACCGAGUGAGCAGCAAGAGGGGCGGCGUCUUCCGUCCCAAUGUCGUCACCCGGGCCGUCCUGCAGCACGACUCAGUCAAGACGAUGCGCGCAGCCGACCAGCAGCCGAAAGGACGACGAAAGGCAAACCGUCAGCAGCAGCAGCAGCAGCAACCGACAGUGCCACAGAAGGUGAUGCGACACACGGAGGCGGCCAUACGGGGCAUCAUCGUGUGUUGGAAUGUGUUGUGUGUCAGUUGUUGGACUUAUUUGACGACAUAGAGGAGGCGGCCAACGAGCGGGCCGAUGCACUGGCUGAGCAGGUGACAGCCGAGCUGGCCGAAGACGACACGCAGGAUGGCGGCAAGCACGCCAAGACCUCCAAGGGCGCCAAGAAGUCUAAGGGCAAGAGGGGCGGCAAGGGGGACAACAGCACCAAGACGACCGGCACCAAAACAGGGGCGGCACCAUCAUCCAGGUGACUGAGAAUAAAUCAAUUGGGUCCUCACUUCACUCAGCUGAUGAGUGGUGCGUCUGUUUCUUGACAGUGCUGCCGCCAUUGGCACAUCCGACGAACACAGCGAGCAGCAGCAGCAGCAGCAGCAGGACACAGAAGACCAUCAUUUGCACCUUCCAGGUCCCCCCAGCCCGUCGCCCUCCUCCCCUCCCCGACCCUCAUGCUCAUACUCAUCAUCGUCCGCAUCGGCUGCUGGCGGAACCUCUGUGUCGGUGGGUGGCGGCAGGGGGCAGCAGCAAGGGGCGGGUGGUGGUUGCGAUGAUGGCGGCGGCUUCAUCACCGUCGGCCGCAAGAAGAGGGGCGGCAAAAGCGGCCACACACAGCAGCAGCAGACCAACAAGGCUGACAAACGAGAUGACAAGUGAGACCCACUGCAGCAAAGCACUCCACCACACUGAGCACUGACAUCUCCGGUGUGUCUGUGUGUCAUCAGCUCGAGAGUCUUCCCGUCUUCGUCUUCGUCCGAGUCGACGCGGCCCUCCUCAUCGCACCCGUCUGUGUAUGGCGGACCCCACAACGCGCCGCCCCUGCCCGUCCCUCUGCCGCCCCGCCCGGCCGUCCCGCCCCCACAGCCUCCCAACCGACACACACCUACACCAGCACCAUCCAGUAGCCGUGGUGGCUCUGACGAGCAGGGCCUUGCCCCAUUGGCAGCUGGGGGCAGUAGCAGUAGCACUUUGGAGAGGGCGGGGGAGUUGGAGGGCCGCAGUGGUCAGGACAGGUACGUUUUGACGGACAGAGCAGCCGAGGAAGGGGGACGGGCAGACAGACACCAGCCACUGUGCCUGCGUGUGUGGUUGGCUGCAGGUGUGGUGGUGAGGUAAGUGAGUUGGAUGUUCUGCGGAAGCAGCUCGAGGCCAUGCGGCUGGAGAGGGAGGCCAUGCGGCUGGAGAAGGAGGCCAUAGAAAGGGAGAACAAGAGGUACGUGAGGCGACCCCACACACCUGCAGUGCAGUGGUUGCAUGCCCCUCUUUCGUGAGUGUCUGAUGGGUGGUUUGCUGCACACAGGCUGGAGGAGGAGCGCGAGAGCACCGAGUGUGACAUCUGCAUGGCCUCAAAGAAGUCCAUCGUACUCAUCCCCUGUGUAAGCCGACUCACAGGCACAACGACUCACCUGUCCCUCUCAGCUAUGUGCUGCCCACGUGUGUGUGUGUGUGUGUGUGUGUGCAGCGUCACUUUUGUCUGUGCGGUGGUUGUGCUGCGGCCUUGAUGUCUAAGCCAGUGGCCCAGCGGCUGUGCCCCCGGUGCCGACAGGCCAUCACGGCCACAAGACAUGUCUACCUGUGAGUAUACGAGUAGCGAGUGUUGGUGCCCGGCGCUUAGCUCUGCCAUGUGAGACUGCGUGUGCGUGGCCUGUGUUGUGAUAGCAUUCAUGUCGAUAACGGACGAUAUAUUAGAUAUCAACGCUGGCC
This is a messenger RNA of Vitrella brassicaformis, 4154 nucleotides long. Lineage: Eukaryota; Vitrellaceae. The record is from the annotation of a GenBank genome assembly.